AAAAGUAUGGGAAGUUCCCUAAUACCAUUUUUGCAAAUAGAAAAAUGUUUUAAGCUGACACAAGGAAGACCAAAUAUCAAAAUUACCAAUUUGAACAAAAAAUUAUAUCUUAAAAGUUUGAAAAUAACUUAUCCAAAGUGGAAAAACCUGAACCAACUUCUACCCUUUGUACCUCCCAUUCAUCAUGAGUACUAUAAAUCUGUGCCACAUGAAAACAGAACUGCUAAAAAAAAAUUGCAAGCAAGAAAACAAGAUGAAGAAAGCAAUAAUGACAUAGAUCCCAGUGAUCUAAUCAAGGCAAGGAUAAAAAUAAAUUAGGACUAUGAUUAAUAAAAACUCUACCUUAGAUACUUACUGAAUAAUUUGUGUUUUUAUUAUUUUUACCCUGAUGAG
Psylliodes chrysocephalus is the source of this 393-nucleotide messenger RNA. NCBI's taxonomy places the organism in Eukaryota, Metazoa, Arthropoda, Insecta, Coleoptera, Chrysomelidae. The record is from the annotation of a GenBank genome assembly.